UAUUGAUUAUUAAAUUACUGUUAAAUAAUAAAUUUCGUCAUAAUUUAGUGCAUGCAUCUAUCCGUAUCAUGUAUUUUUCUUCGAAAAAUAAAGCAUUACGGCCAGGUUCCCAAGAUAAGUACAGCACUGUAAUGAACUGUAUUUCAGCACGUUUAUCACGGAUAGCUGUUCAGUAUACAACGAACAGUCAUCGUGCUAAGAUCUCUUCAAACAUGAGCAAAACACGCAAAAGAAUGCCCUCUUAUCGGCCUUGGGGCUCGACAGAGGAUGGUCGCAUAGAAUUCGAAUCCUUAACAGAUGAAACCUUGGAGGGUGCUCUAAAAGUGUUAAGAGAGAGCUUCUUCAUCAAUGAGAGUGUGUCAAAAGCCGUAGACAUAAAUUUGGAACCAGGAGCAUCCGAAGAACUCGAAGAACUUUGUUUGAACGCUGCUAAGGAUGGCGUCAGUGUAGUGGCUAUCGAUAUCACCAGCAACGAGGUUGUUGGCGUCAGCUUCAACAAAAUUCAAGUAUCCGACAGCAGCACGGAGAAGAGUUACUUUGAGCGUUUCAGCGAUGACUGUCAAUAUAAAUCAUCCAAGGCUUUGGUGGACUUUAUGAUAGACAUAGACUCGAGGAUAAAUCUCUUCAAGCAUUACAAUGUCAAUUGCAUUCUUGAAAUCAUGUUUCUGGCGACACAUCCCGCCUACGAAAAACGACGAAUAGGUGAAUUGCUAGUUACUUCAUCAUUAGAGCUCGGCAAAGAAUUAAGACGCGGCAAAAAUGUGAGGACACCUGUCACGAUACAUGGCAGCGAUGAUUUGUCAAACGCUGACAAGAUACCAACCUUGGCUUCUGCGAUCAUGACGUCCAAUUACUCGCAACGAAUUGCCACGAAACUCCACUUCGAUCAGUUGAUAGAAGUUUCCUACGAUGAUUUCGAAUUCAACGGUAAGAAGUACAGUGAAAAAAUAAACAAGGUACAUCAAAAGUGCGUUUUAGUGGCCAAGAGACUCGCAUAGACAUAGUCGAUAAUCGUGCAAUUUUAUCGUUUCUGUAGACAAAAUUUGUGACUUUGUUAACGUUUUUACAUUGUAUUUCUAUCUUCUUUUUACCAUCUCUGAUUUUCACACAUUUAAAAAAAAAGUUAUACAUAAUAU
Camponotus floridanus (Florida carpenter ant) is the source of this 1136-nucleotide messenger RNA. RefSeq lists its product as uncharacterized. The record is from RefSeq and is a predicted model, not a curated record. Bases 69 to 998 code for a protein of 309 amino acids. Gene Ontology annotation, molecular function: N-acetyltransferase activity. The transcript has 3 exons. Lineage: Eukaryota; Metazoa; Arthropoda; Insecta; Hymenoptera; Formicidae.